This is a messenger RNA of Plasmodium adleri (nom. inval.), 1092 nucleotides long. Its product is annotated as RNA-binding protein, putative. NCBI's taxonomy places the organism in Eukaryota, Apicomplexa, Aconoidasida, Haemosporida, Plasmodiidae. The record is from RefSeq and is a predicted model, not a curated record. Gene Ontology annotation, molecular function: RNA binding. Gene Ontology annotation, biological process: regulation of gene expression. Bases 1 to 1092 code for a protein of 363 amino acids. The transcript is spliced from 8 exons. Gene Ontology annotation, cellular component: nucleoplasm.
AUGAUGAUAGAAAACGAUGAAACAUUAAAUGGAUUACAUAAUGAUGAAGAAUUUUGUAUUAAGGAAAAAUCGUGUCAUGUUGAUCAUGAUGAAAAAGUUCAUGUAGACAGCAUCGUAAAAAAAAAUGAGUGUGCAUAUAAUUAUGAACAAAGGGAAAAAAGAGAUAGAAGUUCUUCUGUUGAUUCUAAGCCAGAGAUAAAAAAAAUAUGUUGCUGCCAAGAAUCCAACUGUUCAAAAAGCUCCAAAUAUGAAAAGAGUUCUUGUGGUUCUAAGAAUAAAAAUGGCGAUUCCUUAAGUAAUGCUUCUACAGGAAUUAACGAAUGUGUGAAUAAUUCGAAAAAUUUAAAUGAACCCUUUAAGUUUUUUAUCGGAGGUAUUCCACAAUAUAUUACAAGCAAGCAUAUAACUGAGUAUUUCGAACAAUAUGGAACAGUUCAACAUGUCGUGAUUGCUCAAGAUCAUGAGACGAAAAGGAACAGAGGAUUUGCAUUUGUAACGAUGGCUUCACAUAUGAAUAAAGAAAAAAUUUUAAAGGAUACUCAUGAAUUAAAUGGCAAAAGGGUAGACGUUAGAGAAGAAAACAAUACUACUCCUUCCGACAUUCAAAGGAAAAUUUUUGUUGGUGGUCUUAACUAUUAUUGGACUAAAGACACUUUGGAAAGUUAUUUUUCAACAUUUGGAGAAAUUGAUGUAGUUCAAAUCGUUUUAGAUUCUAGUGGUAGAUCUCGCUGUUUUGGUUUUGUAGUUUUUUCUAAUGAAAAUUCAGUUGCCAAAGUUUUGAAACAUAAGAGGCACAAAAUAUAUGACAAAAUGGUUGAAGUCAGAAAAGCGGAACCUAAAAAACCAAAAAUGUCCAUUAAAAGAUCAAACAAUAAAAAUUUCUCCAAGUUUCCUCCACAUAUUCCAUUCAUGACACCCUUUCCUCCAUGCAAUAAAGAAACCAUGGCUCAAUGGGCUAACUUUAUGUAUAACACAUGUGGAGUCCCUUUUUUAUUUAAUCAAAGAUUUCAGAACCUUCCAGAUUUAUAUUCAAAUUAUAAUUAUUAUCAAAAUUCUUUGGAAAAUAUACAACAAUCUGAAUAUAAUAAUUAA